This is a messenger RNA of Vavraia culicis subsp. floridensis, 216 nucleotides long. RefSeq lists its product as uncharacterized. The coding region runs from base 1 to 216 and encodes 71 amino acids. The transcript has a single exon. Lineage: Eukaryota; Fungi; Microsporidia; Pleistophoridae. The record is from RefSeq and is a predicted model, not a curated record.
AUGACCGGUGUAAAAGCAAUCAACGCGUACAAGCACGGUUAUAUUGGUGGUAGGGGAAGAGUAACGAGCAGAGCUGCGAUGAGCGGAAUGGAUAGCGAACUGGGCGGAAGAACGAGGUACACCAGAAAAAGAGAGCAGAAGAAAAGCACCGUAUUCACCUACCAAUGCGUGUACAACUCAUACCACAGGAACAGAGGAGAAGUAAAACGUACGUAG